AUGGAGUUACCAACUCUGAGAAAACCCUUCAUCUACUGGGUUUUAUUUUCUUUCAUUGUCUUUGCUCAGGUUAGCUAUGGUUUUUACCUUCCUGGAAGCUACAUGCAUACUUAUUCCAAUGGAGAAUUUAUAAAUUCCAAAGUCAAUUCAUUGACUUCAAUUGAAAUCAAGCUUCCCUUCUCAUACUACAGCCUCCCAUACUGCCAGCCCUCUGGCGGGAUAAAGAAAAGUGCAGAGAAUCUUGGAGAACUUCUUAUCGGAGAUCAGAUUGAUAACUCACCAUACCGAUUUCGAAUGAAUGUAAAUGAGACGAUAUACCUCUGUACAACUUCACCAUUGAAUGAACAUGAAGUAAAUCUACUUAAGCAAUGA
This is a messenger RNA of Vicia faba (fava bean), 372 nucleotides long. Lineage: Eukaryota; Viridiplantae; Streptophyta; Magnoliopsida; Fabales; Fabaceae. The record is from the annotation of a GenBank genome assembly.